GCCAUUUUCCCUUCCGAGGAACAACAAACGAAGCAACAUCAUCGAACAUCGCUGUAUUUGGCGAAAUGGCAGUGUAAAAGUGUGCCGCGACCCAGCAGCAGCCAACCAAACAGUGCAUCCAGCGCACUGAGUCACUUCUAAUUCAGCAAACAUGUCGUCCUACUUGGAAACCCUCACCACUGCUGCAUUCGACAGCAUAAAAGAGUUUGAAACUGUCCUGUCACGUACUCCACUCGUGACCAACAACAGCCACUAUGACCAUGACGAUGACAAACUCACAGUUUGGCCUGGAAGACAUGGAGGCCCUUCUUUGGGGACCUUCCUCUCCCAUGGCUGACGCCAUGAGCUUCCCAUCUUCACACCCUGACCUAAUGGAACAACAGGAAGCAGGAGGAACCUCAUUGGUGGGGGACACUUCACCUGUGUCACCCCUCACCUCCUCAUCACUGUCCUCUUCCUCCUCUCCUCCUCCCUUCUACUCUCCUCCUCCCUCGCCGCCGGCCGUCCUCCAGGGGGACAAAAAUGGGAUGGAGUCUGACCUGCUCUCCCUCCCCUGGUUGGACCACCCUGGUCAUCUGAGACAGACCGUCUCAGGUGACAUUAAAGAGGAUAUGUUUGGUGACCUGGACUGGAUGGCUGAGAGGGUGGAUCUGAGCGAAUUUGACCUGGACUCUCUGAUUGGCUCCUGCAGUCCUACUGAAGGGUCCCCAGGCUGUCCAGAAGACCUCCUAGCAUCCCUAGAAUGCCCAAUGGAGCUUGACUCCCUCACAUUGCCCACUAUCUCAACUCCUGCACUCUCAAGUCUUCCCUCUGCUUCUCUUCCAUGUAUCCCUUCCCCUCCCACUGUCUGCUCAGAUCCUCCUGUCAUUACAGUGGAUGAGCCUGAAUCUUACAUUGAUGAACAGGAUGUCCCCCUGUAUGUCCCAGAUCCACAACAGGAGCUGGAAAUCAAAUCUGAGCCAGCUUCCCCAGAUCCGCCGUCCACUUUGGUUGAUUCUCCCUCCUCCCCAGCCUACACCCUGGACCUAGGCAGUGAAGUGGACGUGUCAGAGUGUGAGGUGAAGCCGGUGGUGGCUACUGUCGUCUCUCAGAUCCCGAGGCUCGUGCUCUCCCUUUCGCCAACCCGCAUCGUCUUCUUGCUGGCCCCCAAACAUGAAAUCGGGAUCACCACUGUAACCACCACAUCGCAUAUUGUUCAUUCCUCCCCUCCGGCCUCCCCUCUACCAAAGCCCUCCAGAAGCAGACCGUACCCCGAGCCCGUGUACAAAGCUAGUCCACCAUCUCCCAGUGUCAAAGUCAAGUCCCUCCGGGAUGCAGACGGUGAAGAAAGGGUAACUUUGAAGGCACCAAAGGCCAAGAAACUAAAGAAGAUGGAGCAGAAUAAGACUGCUGCCACACGUUACAGGCAGAAGAAGAAAAGUGAGCAGGAAUUGCUUCUUGAUGAGUAUGCGCUGCUGGAGAGGAAGAACAUGGAGCUGACCGAGAAGGCUGAAUCGAUGGCCAGGGAGAUGGAGUACCUCAAAGAGCUCAUGGAGGAGGUCCGCCAGGCCAGGACCAAAAAAGAUCCCGGUGCUGACCCCUAGUGGUUGGGCCGAACAAUGACAGAAGAUGUGUGGGGAAAUUGGAAGUGACAAUUGAGAAAGUGGGUUUAACAGAUUUUAUUUCUUUAAUGCAAACGAGUAUUGGUAAAGUGCGGGAUCUGUCCACACAAUAUGUCUUGGAUUCACAGCAACAGUAAAACUGAUGUUACCACCUUUUUUUAAAUAUCUAACGUAUUAAAUAUAGAUUAAUUUUGUCACUUUAAGAGUAGUUAUAUUAGAACAAUUAUUUUCCAUUCACUAUAUAGACUUUUCUGUUUUUUGUAAUGUAUGUUCUUGUUUCCUAUUUCAGGACCUAAGUAACCUGCCAGUGAGAUGUAUUUUAAAAUAUUAUGUAUUAUAGUAAAAUAGGGCCUUCUGUAUUAUCUCUUAAUAAAGAGUCUUAAAACUAA
Messenger RNA from Cottoperca gobio, 1990 nucleotides. It is a transcript of the gene atf4b, whose product is annotated as activating transcription factor 4b. Gene Ontology annotation, molecular function: RNA polymerase II transcription regulatory region sequence-specific DNA binding; DNA-binding transcription activator activity, RNA polymerase II-specific. NCBI's taxonomy places the organism in Eukaryota, Metazoa, Chordata, Actinopteri, Perciformes, Bovichtidae. Gene Ontology annotation, cellular component: ATF4-CREB1 transcription factor complex; ATF1-ATF4 transcription factor complex; nucleus. Gene Ontology annotation, biological process: regulation of transcription by RNA polymerase II. The record is from RefSeq and is a predicted model, not a curated record.